AUGGACCAUUUAGAAUAUUUGUUAAAAUUUGCUAACGAAAUUGGGGUCGUGAUCCCACAAAACGUUGAGUUUAGAGACACUAAAGAAAAAGGAAUCUGCUGCAUUGCAACAACUGACAUUGAUGGAGCACUUUUCAAGCUACCGAGAGAAUUCAUAAUAACUAAAGAUCUCUCAAAUACCCAUUUCAAAGAUUUUAUUGGCUCUUCAAAACAUCAUAAUACGUGGUUUAAACUCUUUUUGAGCAAAUUGAAGUUUUCCGAUGAAGCGAUUGUUAUUGAUGGUGUAGAUGUAACUCAGAGGUUUAGGCCUUAUAUUAAUGCAUUGCCUAAGCAAGUUGAUUCUCCACUCAUUUGGAAUCCAUCGGAACUUUUGCUAUUGAACGGGACGAAUAUCUAUAGAUCUUUGAACGAAAAACUUCAAUCGAUUUACGACGAAUGGUGGAACGUCAUCAAGGAUUCUGGGUUCAAAACGGAGACAUAUGAUAUCAGCCAAUUGAGCAUAGAUGAGAUAUAUAGAGAGAUAACGAGUAAAGUCUCUUCUGAUGUACAAUUAAAUUUUGAUUCAUUCCCUGCCUUCUUGUGGGCGCAUCUUAUUUGUACUUCGAGAGCUUUCCCAGAGAGAGUUAUCAACCCAUCUUGCGAGGAGCAUAAUAUUAUUUUAUUGCCAGUCUUGGACUUGUUGAAUCACGAAAACAGGUCUAAGAUACAAUGGUCGUAUUCAGCAGAAAAAGAGUUUGUUUUUGAAAAGCUCGACGUUGUAAAGAAAGGCAAUGAAAUAUGCAACAAUUACGGCGCUAAGGGAAAUGAGGAACUACUUUGGGGAUAUGGAUUCGUUAUAGAACAAAAUCAGUUUGAUAAUUUAGCUUUAAAGUUAAAGCUACCUAUACCAGUCGUCGAAAGGUUGUUACACGAGCAAGAAAUCCGUCUACCAACUUUUAAAGACUAUACUACGUAUGCCUUUGAUGUGUCAAACAAAGCACAAAUACCAACCGAAGAAAACCAACUAUCCAAUGCCUCUGACUACGAAGAUGGGAUCUUGUACUUUAUAAACAGCGAAAUUGUAAGCUUGAAACCCCUCAUUGAACUUUUCGCCCAACUCAAUAAAAAUGCACAGGAGGAUCCUAAAACAUUAAGAUGCCAGCUCACUUCCCUUCAAUCAUUGAAAAAUGCCCUUCAACAUAAGUUGCUUUUAAUCACGAAUCCACAGGCAGAAACAACAAGAGACCUAGAGAAUCAUCACGAAGUUAAUUCGUACCGCCGUUAUUGUGCUGAAGUGUACAAAACAAGUCAGAUAGAUAUCUUGAGACAGUCCAUAAAUAAUGUGAAAAGACUACAGAAACAAAUUUUGAGCGAGUAUAAACCAUCCGUGGCAAGCAUAAAGAAUAUAAUAAAACGCGACAAGACGUUCUAUGAUGAUCUUGCGCAGUUGUAUGGGAACAAAGAACCCAUUGCACUUACCGAUGAGUUCGAUCUAUCAAUUGCGUGGCUAAUGGUCAGAAAUUACAUACCCUUCUCUUCUGAAGAGCCAAAGAAGUACGAGUGGGUCAUACAAAUGUUCAAGAACUACAUGGAAACUCAUAAUUCCUCCUGUGAACUCACAGAGGCAGGCACAACUCUACAUAGUUCAUUCUUCCCAUCAGGAAAUGACGAUGUCUCACCCAAAGUAUUGGAACAUAUCUCGAAUUUUGUUAACUAUGAAACCUUCCUAAUGGAAUCUGGUGAUGAUGCGGUGCCAGUUUUCACUCAGCCGGCUACACUCGAGUAUGAUUGA
Molecule: messenger RNA, 1770 nt
Organism: Kluyveromyces marxianus DMKU3-1042
Lineage: Eukaryota; Fungi; Ascomycota; Saccharomycetes; Saccharomycetales; Saccharomycetaceae
Gene: RKM1
Product: protein-lysine N-methyltransferase
Exons: 1
Coding region: 1-1770 (589 amino acids)
Biological process (GO): peptidyl-lysine monomethylation
Cellular component (GO): nucleus
Molecular function (GO): protein binding; protein-lysine N-methyltransferase activity
Source: RefSeq, a predicted model, not a curated record